Molecule: messenger RNA, 722 nt
Organism: Aspergillus alliaceus
Lineage: Eukaryota; Fungi; Ascomycota; Eurotiomycetes; Eurotiales; Aspergillaceae
Product: aegerolysin family protein
Exons: 2
Coding region: 306-722 (138 amino acids)
Biological process (GO): symbiont-mediated hemolysis of host erythrocyte
Source: RefSeq, a predicted model, not a curated record
GGCUAAUUAGCCUCUCGUAUCUUUUACGCAGACCCUGAGUCUACAAUGAAUGGUCUAGACCAAAGUAAGGGCUUCAAUUAUCACCACAACACCGGUUCUUGCGGGGGUUACCGCAGCCCCGUUCCACGGCUCAACAACCGAAGCUCAAAGUGUCGCGGUCAUAACUGCAUCAUCUCCUUGUUUAAAUAUCUCCCUAUGGACAUUGAGCACUCGGCAUUGAUCAGGAUAUCCCUCUAACCUCGAUUCAACAAGUGAUCUGUACACCCAUCUCCUGCCAACAGUUCCUGCCACCAUAUCAAGACAAUAUGGGUAACUUUGGACAAUACGUCGAUAUCCGCAUUGAGGAUGGCCUGAAGUAUGAUAUCCGCAUCGAAGACGCCCAUCUCGACUGCGGCCAAUUCUACCGACAGGGUGAUCAAACUGAUAUCUUGACAUCCGACGAUGUGGAUGAUAUGAUGAUUCGUCAUAAUGGCGGAAUAAGAGAUGUUUGCUCUUGUGGGGAGCCGGGCGAUAUGUCUGGAACGCAGGGAACCCUGGACCUAUAUGACGAUGUGAAGGACGACCGAAUCUGCACAUUGUCAUGGAGCGCUCCCAUGCAGUCCGGACGGCAGAAUAUGUUCAUCAUGCGUAAUCGUAACCCGAAAUAUGCUGUCGAUAUUGGUGAUUGGAGUAAGACUGGUACUAUGGGAACGGUUUCGGUGGCCGUUAAAGAUCAAUCUUGA